This is a messenger RNA of Glycine soja, 1395 nucleotides long. Its product is annotated as exonuclease DPD1, chloroplastic/mitochondrial-like. NCBI's taxonomy places the organism in Eukaryota, Viridiplantae, Streptophyta, Magnoliopsida, Fabales, Fabaceae. Gene Ontology annotation, molecular function: nucleic acid binding; 3'-5'-DNA exonuclease activity. The transcript has 4 exons. The coding region runs from base 219 to 1208 and encodes 329 amino acids. Gene Ontology annotation, cellular component: cytoplasm. The record is from RefSeq and is a predicted model, not a curated record. Gene Ontology annotation, biological process: DNA catabolic process.
GGAAGUUGAGUACAGUUAGAGUGAAACAAUAGGCGAUCCGUAACUUACGUUGUUGUUGAACGGAGCACGAUCCCAACAUCUCUCUCAUACACUAUAACUACCUAUUUCCUCCAAAUGGUUUUCUUCUUCAGUUUCAAUCACACCCUCUUUCAGGUUGUAGCUGCUGACUCAUUGGAUGAAGAAUUCUUGAUCAAAUAACUCGUCAUAAUUGAAUUCAAAUGAAGACAGGCUCCAUGAUUUUUUCAUUGUUGCAUGUACCUAGAUUUAGAAUACAAAGCUUAGCUAAUUGCUGGGGUGAAACCUUCCACAGUUUCAGUACAACUUGUGGAAACAAUUAUAACGUCAGGCUGCUUGGUUCUAGAAUUUAUGGUCUUCAGGGAGGACAGAGAAAGAAGUGGACAAGACCUAUAACUACAAAUAUAGAAGGCAAGGGAAGCACCAAAUCAAAAAGUAUCAAGCAUGAGAUUUUGAGUGAAACCAUUUUAGCAAAUGCUACAGUAAAUGUAAAUAAAAGACAGCUAGAUAAAUCCCAAGAAAUUCAGUAUUGUGACAUACAACAAGAGAUUGCUGAGAAUAAAGACUUGUCGAGCUAUACUGUUAUUGUUUUUGAUAUCGAGACCACAGGGUUUAGCAGAGAGAAUGAAAGAAUCAUUGAAAUUGCACUUCGAGAUCUUCAGGGUGGCGAGAACAGCACUUUUCAGACUCUUGUAAACCCUCAAUGCAAAGUUCCUAAUUCACAUAUUCAUGGCAUUACUACUCAUAUGGUCAACAAACCUGGUGUUCCAAGGAUGGAGGACCUAAUUCCCAUUUUAUUGCAAUACGUUCGAAGUCGUGAGAAGCCUGGGGGAGAUGUUAUAUUUGUAGCUCAUAAUGCUCGCUGUUUUGACGUGCCCUUCAUCAUUAAUGAGUUACGACGUUAUUCUGUAGAGAUUCCUCCUAAUUGGUUGUUUUUGGACACCCUUCCUUUAGCCCGUGAACUAAUCAAGUCCGGAGGAACAACACUUUCUUCAACAUCCCUAGCUGCCCUUCGUGACCUCUACGGAAUUAAAGUGGAUGGAUCAGCUCACAGGGCUAUGGUAGAUGUGAACGCAUUGUCCUUGAUUCUUUCCAGGUUGACCUCUGAUCUGAAGUUGACCCUAUCUGACCUUGUCAAAAAAUCAUUCACAGAAUCAGAUAUUAUCAACUCUAAGAAUAAAAAGAAGAACUAGACUAGUUUUCUGACUGUAUUUUGCAUUGAUGUUGUGACAAAAGAAUUAUUUUGUAACGAAAAUUUGAACUCUAAAUUUUUAGUUGAAGUAGAAAAGAAACGGGUUGUUCUCAAUAAAAUCUUACAAUUAUGUAAUAUGUACCAAGUUCUGAGCUUUUACUUCAGUGUGAGAAUUUCUGAUUUGGUUU